CCCGUUUGCUAUAGUAGAGGCAUGUAAAGCCGGUCGUGAAUGGAGUACUUUAUCAAAGCAGCUUCUUGUAAUUAGUAUCACGGCGGUAGGUAUUCUUCAUUGGAUCAUAUUGUUAACGGAGCGGAUAGCAACAAAUGAACAUUGGAUCCUACUUAUUAUGCCAUUACCUUCCUGUUACGAUAAAUCAAAGAUACCUAUUUAGAAGAUGCAAUAAGCACCCCUAGAAGGGUGCGAGACAUUCAUUAUUAUCUUCCAUCAGAAUCCGAUAACCCCCACAGAAACAUGCAAGUGUAGACUGGUCCAAGUACAUAUAGACCAGACAAGCAAAGCAAAGAUUCGUAAGUACAACAUCCGCCGAAGGCCACACCGCACCAUGAAGCGUUGGUUGGCCUGAUGCGGUGUGUCGGCGAUCUGAAGUGAACACAACGACAAGACGUCGUAUGUUCGAACCUAGUAUCCGCCGUGCCUCUCAAACCCCCGCGAGGACGCGGGGCGGGCAACAGAACUCAAAGAAAACCCUAAUCUUAUCACCGGCGCGGACAUCGACAUCAGUCUCGGUGCCCCCCGGUGUAGUCGACCACCUACACCUGGGCACCAGGAGCUCCUCCGUUUCCGCCCGCCGCUCCAGCACCUCCCGCUCCGCCUUGUCCUUGGCCGCCGCCCUGUCCACCCUGUCCAAACCCAUACUCCCCGCGCGGACCAUACACAUACAGUCUCAGCGCGCGCAACUCCGCCAACACCUCCGCCGCCUGGCGCGCCAUCUGCUCGCGCUGCUGUGUCAUUUCGUGAAUCUGCAGGCCCUGCAGAUAACACGUCACGUACGCCUCGUUGCGCUCCAGCUCCGCGCGGAUCAUCCCCGCCUGCAGCGAGCGGCCCUCGGCCUCUGCGGCGGUGAUCAGGGCUGUGAGGCGGUUGUUCAUGCCUGGGUCCAGCGGGCGCGGCUGGUUUGCGGCGGCAGGUGCGGGUGGGUGCAUGUUCGGCGGGGGCGGGUGCGCGUGCGGGUACGCUUGGAGGUGGCCGCCGGGAGGUCCUUGGUGCGGGUUAUGGGGGGUUGGCGCUUGCUGCUGGCCCGGCGUGGGAAGGUGCUGGACGCCGUAGGGUUGCUGGCCUGCGGCGGGUCGCUGCUGCUGCAUGCCGGCGUGGUAGACCUGUUGCUGGCCAGCGUGGUAUAGCUGUUGCUGGCCGGCAGGGAGCCAUUGCGGGAGACCUUGGGCGGCAGAAGGACCGGCGGGGAGUUGGCGCUGUCCUAGGGCAGGAACAUGCUGGGCAGCGGUGGGGACAUGCUGUCCUGCUACUGGGACAUUCUGGGCAGCGACGGGUCCGUGGUGGCUGCCAUAGUACGGGUGCUGGGGGACGGAGGCGGGACCGGCGGAGGGUUGGCGUUGUCCUGCGGCAGGAACAUUCUGGGCGGCGGCGGGUCUAUAGUGGUUGCCGUGGUCCUGGUAC
Molecule: messenger RNA, 1446 nt
Organism: Annulohypoxylon maeteangense
Lineage: Eukaryota; Fungi; Ascomycota; Sordariomycetes; Xylariales; Hypoxylaceae
Exons: 2
Coding region: 441-1172 (243 amino acids)
Source: RefSeq, a predicted model, not a curated record